AGAAUGGAUGUAUCUUCUCGUACAACCUAUCCAAUCGUCAGUACAGAUGGUGAGAUGUACACACUUUACAAUGAUGAAUUUAUGGCAAAAGGAGCUUACUCACAAGUUUACAGAGGUCGAACCGAAUCUGGAAGACUUGUUGCCGUGAAAACAGCCAGGAAAACAGCGUCUAAUAAGGCCGAUGUUGAUGCAAUGUGCACAGAAAUCGAUAUUCUAAAGAAGUUGAAGGGCGUUGCGAAUAUUGUACAAUAUUUUGGAAGUAAAAACACUAAAAUACCGCCUGGAUCAGUUACAAUUGAGACGAUUUCCUUUGCGAUGGAGUGUGCAAGUCGUAGCUUGGAUGCAGAAAUGAGAAGACCGGAAAAUCAUAAAGGUCUUCCAUCAAAUGUACUUAUUGAUUUAGUUGUGGAUUGUUCUAUGGCACUAUCUGCUCUUCGAGAACACAACAUUGCUCAUCGCGACAUCAAGCACAUGAAUAUUCUUCUAUUUCCCGGUUCUCCGACACGUGGAAGACGAUCCACGCAUUUAUUCAAACUGUGUGACAUGGGCUGCAGCAAGGCUAUUUCGGAAAAUAGCUCACAAGAACUAAACUCUAUAGCUGGUACUAAAACUUUUCUGUACCCCGACCAUAUUCCUCCAAACGGACAUAAUUGGAAAACAAAAUCAGCUUACACUCCGGAACAAUGUGAUCUUUGGUCGCUGGGAUGUACACUAUACUUUUGUGCUACCGGAGAGUUUCCAUUCGAAAGUACAAGAGCCGACGCAAACCUGUAUCACAUGGCUGCAGUUGAUCUCACUCGAAAUCCGAACGCAGUCGCAGUGAAUCUUGUUCAAGUAGAAAAUCCAGUAACAAAAGAGAAAGUGUUCAAUUUCGAACCAGUGACAGAACUUCCUGCCGAGUUCACGAGAUAUCCGAAAUGGCUCGUAUGUACAAUGACAUGCCUUCUACGCAACUUUUUCCAUGAACCUUCAAUCGAGUAUUAUGCAAAAGUGGCUGGUGUUAUGAGAAAUUCAAAACGAAGAACUUUUGCAUCAGUGGAUCAAAUGUCGAUUGUAGAGCAUACCGAUAUGUCUAAUAUUCUAGAAUCUAGUCUACCAAGUAUUUCCGAAUGUCUUGGAUAUCCAGAAGGCAUCGAUAUAGUUCUUCUCGCGAACACCUCCACCCACUACCUUGAUUCCAAACAGAAAUCCGUUGACGGACUUCCCGAUGAUUUAUAUUUGGUUCUACCCCAGACAAGUCAAGUCGAAAUGAGAACACUUUUGAAGAGAAAUAUAAAAUUUAAUGAACUUGAAUGUAUGACAGACACAAAACUCAUCGAAAUUCGCAUCAAAAAAUGCUAUGAAGGAUUGAGCAUGCUGACUGAGGUUGACGAGUAUUUGGAUCUUUUUGAUCGAGUUUCCGCCAUUUUGUCGACUCAAUUUUCACUGCUUGUCCAAGAGUUGAGCCAAUUCGAGCGCGUUCAAACUACAUCCCGGUUUGCUGUUUAUGUGGACAUGGCUUCAGUACCAAUGAUGUUGUUCGAUGAAGCAAAUCCAGAGGCCAAGACGAUCGCAGACCAAUGCAUUCAACAAGCGAUACAAGCUAGAGAGGAGUUGGAGAGACAUGCAAAAGUUGCUAUGGAUUUUGAAGCAUGUGCAAAGAAGCUGUCAAGAGAGGCUGAAGAUCUUCGACUUGAAGACAUGGAUCUGCCAGGAAUUCGUAGAGAAAUCGAGUCAUACCUAUUUUAUGACAAAGCAACCAUCUUGAGCACUCAGAAAUAUACCCAGGAACUAGUUGAGCUGUGUUUAAAAAGAAGAAAUACAGUAAUGAAGCAGAUAUUCAAUUCACCCGAUGGAAUAAAUAAAAGUAAAUUGAAUACUGCAAUGAAUUUGGCGGCAUCUCUCAGUCAACUACGUUCGGAUUAUCAAAAACUUCAAGAUAUGAUAUCCGAAUGUGUGGAUCUACUCGAGAAGCCAUUCCAAGUAAUGAAAGAUAAUGUAAAUCGUUAUCUACAAGCCCAGGGAUGUUCCCGGAAUACGAUGGAAAAGUCUAUGCAUUUGUUAAGACCCGAAUUUCACGAGAAUCAAAUUCGCAUGAAGAAGUCCACCAAAUCGUGUAGAAAACUCAUCGACCAACUGAACAAAGAAUUGGAACAACUCGGGUUUGUUCUCGUAGGAGAUAAGCUGAUCAAGGCCGAAUCGUAGCAGACACUUACACGAUCAGAAGAGAUUACAGAGAGUUGAAAGAUUGAGUAUUUUGUCGGUGUUAUCGAAAUAAUUGGAUUUUUUUUAAAAAUUAAAUAAAUUAAGUUUUAAAUUAAA
Messenger RNA from Caenorhabditis elegans, 2301 nucleotides. It is a transcript of the gene Y39G8B.5, whose product is annotated as Protein kinase domain-containing protein. Gene Ontology annotation, molecular function: protein kinase activity; transferase activity; protein serine/threonine kinase activity. Bases 4 to 2184 code for a protein of 726 amino acids. NCBI's taxonomy places the organism in Eukaryota, Metazoa, Nematoda, Chromadorea, Rhabditida, Rhabditidae. The transcript has 4 exons. The record is from RefSeq and is marked reviewed.